AUGAAGGGCCGUCGGCGGUGGUGCUGGCGGGGGGAGCACCGCCGCUUGGCGCUGCUGCUGGCGCUCUACACGCUGCUGCUACUGCUGCUGGUGCCCUACGUGCUGGACUACGGAGCCCGGCGGGCGCGGGCGGACGAGGAGCCGCUGCUGCGGCGCUGCCCCAGCCUGGAGGAGGCGCUGAGCGAGUGGGGCUGGGAGCAGCGCCCGCCGCCGCCCGGCGACGACGACGACGACGACGAGGAUGCGGCGGCGGCGGCGGGGAACGGCAGCGGGGCGGGCAAGCGGCACAUCUACCUGCACGCCACCUGGCGCACGGGCUCGUCCUUCCUGGGGGAGCUGUUCAACCAGCACCCCGACGUCUUCUACCUCUACGAGCCCAUGUGGCACCUGUGGCAGGCGCUGUACCCCGGCGACGCGCUCAGCCUGCAGGGCGCCCUGCGCGACAUGCUGCGCGCUCUCUUCCGCUGCGACUUCUCCGUGCUGCGCCUCUACGCCGCCCCCGCCGCCCCUCGCGACCCGCUGGGCGCCGCGCCGCCCGCCGCCAACCUGACCACGGCCGGCAUCUUCGGCUGGCGGACCAACAAGGUGAUCUGCUCGGCGCCGCUCUGCCCCGCCGCGCCGCAGCCGCGCCGCGAGAUCGGCCUGGUGGACGGCGCCGCCUGCGAGCAGCGCUGCCCGCCGCGGGCGCUGCGCGAGCUGGAGGCCGAGUGCCGCAAGUACCCGGUGGUGGUCAUCAAGGACGUGCGGCUGCUGGAGCUGGGCGCGCUGCUGCCGCUGCUGCGGGAGCCCGGCCUCAACCUGCGCGUGGUGCAGCUUUUCCGCGACCCGCGCGCCGUCCACAACUCGCGCCUGAAGGCCAAGCAGGCGCUGCUCCGCGAGAGCAUCCAGGUGCUGCGCAGCCGGCACCGCGCCGAGCCCCGCGGGCCGCCCCGCCCGCAGCAGCCUCCGCUCCCGCCCGGCCUGGGGCUGCUGGGCGCCGGGCGGGCCCCCGCGCAGCACCGCGCCGAGUUCUUCCUCGGCGGAGCGCUGGAGGUGAUCUGCCAGGCGUGGCUCCGCGACCUGCUGCUGGCCCGCCGCAACCCCGCCGCGCUGCGCCGCCGCUACACGCAGCUGCGCUACGAAGACCUGGUGCGGGAACCCCGCGCGCAGCUGCGCCGCCUGCUGCGCUUCGCCGGCCUGCCCGUGCCUCCCGCCAUGGAGGCCUUCGUGGUCAACAUGACCCGCGGCGCCGCCUACUCCUCCGAGCGGCCCUUCCUCAUCUCCGCCCGCGAUGCGCGGGAGGCCGUGCACGCCUGGAGGGAGCGCCUCAGCCGCCAGCAGGUGCGGCAGGUGGAGGCGGCGUGCGGCGAGGCCAUGAGUUUGCUCGCGUACCCGCUCAGCGCCGGGGAGCGGCGGUAGGGGAUGGAUGGAGAUCCUCCAGCAGCCAGCGGGGGGCGAGGCGGCCGUGUGCGGCGUGGCCGUCGGGCGGCAAGAUCUGAGCGUCUGCUCUGAAGGAGCGUUGGGGACGGCCGCCAAGCUUUGAGGGGACAGCAGGGAUGUGCUUCUGAGAGUUUUGAGGUGUUUGGUAGGAGAGGUCCUCACCGGACGGCAUCGAGCUCCAAGGCCUACUGGACAUGAAACUGACGUACCAAGAGUUGUAAGUUCUUAAAAGUUGUAUUAAAUUGAUAAAAGAGUCUGAGCAAACACUCAGAAAACUCAUAUAAGAGCAUCGCCCUUUCCAGAGCAUAAAACAUAUCUGGUUACACACUGUUACAACACGUGAAGAAAGCAUUUGUGGAACUCCCUGUGGGAUUUGGCUGCCCAUGCCUGGCAGGAGACGCUGUGUCCAUGGUCUAGUUACCCUACAGGCACUGCCCGUACCUCCCUCAGCUCCCACCUGCAGCUGUGCCCUCCGAGCACUGGGAGGAGCAACAUGAGCAUUUGUCUGCUUCUGUGUCUUGAGGACAUCUGUUCCAGAAAGUCUGCACUUUUCUAAACUAGACUGUAAUCCUUUUUUAAAGAGAAGUGUUCUAAGAAACUGAUAGGUGUGAUACCAGUGGCGAACGUGCUUUUUGCAGAUUCCUUUAGAAGUGACAUUAUCUGGGAGGUGAAUGCUUGACAUUUCCAUUUUGUUUUCUCAAUCAGCUGAGAGAAUGCCAUUCUAUCCCAGCUUCCUGGCUGAGACAAUGAGCUGCACAGAGCUCCCAUGCUCACAUCCCCUCCCAGCGAUAACAUCCUCUCAGCUGUAGCUCCUGCAUGUGGGCAGAGCAAACGCUGCCACACAAGGCUGAGCAAUCCAUCCUGGCAAAAGAAGUCCCCAACUAAAAGUCUGUAUUUAUUUAAAAAAAAAAAAAAAAAAAAAAAAAAAAAAAGCAACACAUCCUUAAGUUUCAUUUUGGGUUUUCAGAUGUUGUUUUCCUGUAGAUGUUCUCGGGUUCGUAUGAGGAGGGUGUGCAUGUGUGUGCAUGCAAGUCUCUUUUUUUUCCAUUGCUUACUUGGGGACAGAAGGUUGAAGAUUUGUGGGCACUCACUGUAACUUUUUAGGAACUGCUCUUGCGUCUGUUCUGAUCUGACAGCAGCUAAAUGGUACCUUGGGAGUACAUAAGGCUGUGGAGAUGCUGACAUACAAUCCUCAAGCACAAAGUGAGAACAUGAGCUUCAGAUGGAGGAUAAUCCAGGCUCAGAACAAAGCUGUGUUUAUAUAAAGUGCUGGAAACGAAGGCAGCUCAAAGAAGUCACGUUAUCUUACAAGACACGUUUGCAUUGCAUUGUAGUUUUUCAUGCUUUGGGUGUUGCACUGUAAAACAUGUCAGUGUGUUAGGACCAACCAUAAUUUACUGUAGUUCUUUUUCUUCCUUGGCCUUCCCACCCAAGAGCAGUGCCAUUAGCAUUGACACAGAUGCAAUCAGGAGCAUGCUAUUUGUGCUGGUCUGUGUUCAGCAAGUUGCAGCCUAGGAACUGUACGGUGCAGCUGUUAAGCACUCACUUCACUUGGCAGAGAACCUCAUCGUGCCAGCUCAGGAUGCAGUGGUGUGACACAAGGAGCUGUGGGAAACACACCCUCAGCACAAAGCUCUCGCUGAUGCAGAAUCCACCGAGGAAUGCUGGAGCGGUCGUGGAGAAUGGUAGCAAAGUCACUUAUGGAGGAGCUGUGGUGUUGCAUUGCUCUGCUCGGUGUUGUCCCCGCUCACUGAAUAUGGUGAGAAGUUCUGAGUUUCUACGUGAAAUUCUCUUCACACAUCACUACUGCAGCUUUCAGUAAGCCAGAUUAUGAAAACCAGUGCAGAACUCCUGGGUUUAUUACAGUCAUGCAAUUGGACAACAUUUUGGUGAAGAACAGAGCUCUGUAGACCCAAAGGCAUUGAAGUGGUGGUUUCUGCAGGCAUGGGACUUGAUGUACUGCCUGCCAGUGAUACUGUCUUUGGCACCAGGCAAGUGUGGCUUCCAUCACCAAGCUGUUGUGCCCUGCUGAUGACCUGCACGCUGUUUCUUGGUGUUAGUGAACAGGAAUCAGGGCUUUCCCCGAUGCCGCCAAGUUUUUCUCCCUGUUUCUAACUGUCUAACUUUGACAAACUUCAACUGUAUUUAGGCUGAAUCUUUUAAUGUUGGGCUCGAGGUUUAAUUCUCUCUGUGGAACUUAAUUCAGUGGAGUGCAUCUUCUUUAAAACCAGGGUUGGGAUGUGGUGGUGUUGCACCCACAUCCAACUGCUCUCAGAGAUGGCUCUGUGAGGUCAUUUUGUCACUGUGGCGCUGUGGGAGAAGUUUGGGCUGGGGGAAUGACUUCCAUGUAAGCAAUGCACGUGUUUGGUUUUUACUGUUACUACUCUCAGUUGGCCAAAUCUUUGCAAAAAAAGCUGUUAGCAUGUGCUAGUAAAAGUGGUUUUUGUA
This is a messenger RNA of Lagopus leucura (white-tailed ptarmigan), 3867 nucleotides long. RefSeq names its product carbohydrate sulfotransferase 7 (gene CHST7). Gene Ontology annotation, molecular function: N-acetylglucosamine 6-O-sulfotransferase activity; chondroitin 6-sulfotransferase activity. Gene Ontology annotation, cellular component: Golgi membrane. The coding region runs from base 1 to 1398 and encodes 465 amino acids. Gene Ontology annotation, biological process: carbohydrate metabolic process; N-acetylglucosamine metabolic process. The transcript is spliced from 2 exons. The record is from RefSeq and is a predicted model, not a curated record. Lineage: Eukaryota; Metazoa; Chordata; Aves; Galliformes; Phasianidae.